This is a messenger RNA of Anopheles coluzzii, 1193 nucleotides long. RefSeq names its product cAMP-dependent protein kinase catalytic subunit alpha-like. Bases 111 to 1172 code for a protein of 353 amino acids. Gene Ontology annotation, cellular component: cAMP-dependent protein kinase complex; nucleus. The record is from RefSeq and is a predicted model, not a curated record. Gene Ontology annotation, molecular function: cAMP-dependent protein kinase activity; ATP binding. The transcript has 3 exons. Gene Ontology annotation, biological process: peptidyl-serine phosphorylation. Lineage: Eukaryota; Metazoa; Arthropoda; Insecta; Diptera; Culicidae.
GAUUUGCCAACACUGCCCUUUCGAUCAUCCCUUGAAUUCCAACAACGCAUCAUAGUAGCCCGAAUAGUAACUUCCGCAAGUUGCUCAAAGCAAAUUUGUCAAAGGACAGAAUGAAGCAAGAAAGUUCACAUAAAUUCUCAGCCGGCAGUGAUUACCACCAAACUUUAAGUCGGCUAAAAACAGAAUUUGAAAAACGGUACAAUGACCAGAAACAGGCAUCGAUUGCCUCGCUCACGGAGUACGAGAUACUACGCACUCUUGGGUCCGGUGCGUUCGGAACUGUGAAACUGAUCAAAAGAAAAGCGAGCGGAGAAUACUUUGCCAUGAAGAUACUGUCCAAGGAAAGGAUCGUCUACCAGAAGCAGCUGCAGCACACGACGAAUGAGAAACGAAUUUUGCAAAGCAUUCGCUUCCCGUUCGUGGUAAAUUUGGAAAUCUGCUACAAGGACAACUCCUACCUCUACCUCGUGAUGCCGUUCGUGAACGGGGGCGAAAUGUUCACACUGCUACGCCAUUCUCGACGAUUUUCCGAAUCACAGGCCGCCUUCUACGGUGCCCAGGUGGCAUUGGCGCUGGAGUAUCUGCAUGGUUGCAAUCUUAUCUAUCGGGAUUUGAAACCAGAAAAUCUUCUCGUUGACUACCGGGGAUAUGUGAAAAUGACCGAUUUUGGAUUCUGCAAGUUGAUCAAAGACCGGACCUGGACGCUCUGCGGCACACCGGAAUACCUCGCACCGGAAAUCAUCCAGGCGAAGGGCUACGGGAAAAGCGUCGACUGGUGGUCUUACGGUGUGCUGUUGUACGAAAUGGCCGCCGGAUACUCUCCCUUCUACGUGAACAGUUCCGACCAGAUGGUGCUGUUCGAGCGCAUCUGCAAAGGCAAGUACAAGUUCCCGAAGAGCUUCUCCACCGAUCUGUGCAGUCUGGUGCACCAUCUGCUGCAGACGGAUCUCUCCCGGCGCUACGGUAAUCUGCGCAAUGGGUGCGACGACAUCAAGCAGCACGCCUGGUUCAAGACGAUCAACUGGUACGGCUUGCUGAACCGGGAGCUUCCCGCACCGUACGUCCCCAAGCUUCAGGGGCCGGGCGAUGCCUCACUGUUCGAUGUGUACGAUGAGCAAAAGCUCAAGAUCGCUUCCAAGUGUCUGUAUGCGAAAGAGUUUGCCGAUUUUUAGCUUUUUAUUCUAAACGCCUCG